UAAAGGCAAGAAGUAGCAGGAUCUUGACAGCAAAUUAUGCACGGAAGCCAGUAGAUUUUUGACGGACCGUCAUCUAUUUCUCUCCUAUCCCGAGGAUAAUUAUACUAAAGCACUUCUCUCUUUUUUAUUUCUUUCUUCCUUGAUUUCCUCACUCAUUCAACCAUGUUUCGACUGGUUCCAUUACGAUCGUUCUCAUUGUCGCGUCUGCCUUCUCGACGAUUCAACAGCACGGUUGCCCCCAAGCCGCUGGACGGUAUCCGAGUACUUGAACUGGGACAGUUGAUAGCUGGCCCCUUUUGUGGAUCGAUUUUGGGAUAUUAUGGCGCAGAUGUGGUCAAAGUAGAACCACCUAAAACUGGUGACCCACUUCGCAAGUGGAGACAUGUGGAUGAAGACGGCGAGAGCCCUUGGUUUCGUAGUCUGGGAAGAAACAAAAAGUCAAUUUGCAUCGACUUGAGAACAGACCAGGGUCGAAGCUUGGUAAAGAAGUUGGCACAGGAUGUCGAUGUACUUAUAGAAAACUUCAAGCCAGGCACAAUGGAAAAAUGGGGUCUUGGACCUGAGGAUCUCUAUGCAACCAAUCCUGGGUUGAUUUACACUCGAAUUUCAGGCUACGGACAGACAGGCCCAUAUUCUAAGCGUCCUGGAUUUGCUGCUGUUUGUGAAGGCAUGGGUGGGUUCCGCUACGUCAAUGCCGUGCCAGGCGAGGCCCCUGUACGACCGAAUAUAAGCUUGGGCGACUCGCUUGCUGGCAUACACGCAGCUUUGGGUGUCUUGCUCAGCUUGAUUGGUCGAAACAAACUUGCUGGCACUGCAGAGAAAACGGGUCAAGUAGUUGAUGUGGCCAUCUAUGAGAGCAUGCUCAACAUGAUGGAAAGCAUUAUUCCGGAGUAUGACAGAUUUGGGCAGAUCCGUCAACCGUCCGGAUCUACUGUGACGGGAGUAGUGCCCACCAAUACGUAUCCCUGCAAGGAAGGUCAAUAUGUAAUCAUUGGCGGCAACGGCGAUACUAUCUACAAACGACUCAUGAAAGCUAUCGGCAGAGAGGACCUGGUUGGCGCUGAGUAUGAGACCAACGCUCACCGCGUCAAAGCGCAAGAACUCAUUGAUGGAGCUAUCAGUGAGUGGACGGCGACCAAGACUCCGGAUGAAGUAUUGGAUGCGCUUGAACAAGCAUCCGUUCCUGCCGGUAAAAUUUACAAUGCAAAAGAUAUCGUAGAGGAUGAGCAUAUCAAUGCUCGCGGCAUGAUCGAAACUGUUACUGUUGGUAAACCGGAAGAAGGAAGAGGAUACGAACUCAAGGUUCCCGGCAUGUCUCCCAUCCUUCAAACUACCCCUGGUGCCACAAAAUGGGCCGGUCCUGAUCUAGGUCAAGACACUGUUGAGGUUCUCGAAAAGUCCUUGGGUCUGUCUAAAGAGCAAAUAAGUUCUUUGAAGGAGCAGGGCAUUAUCAACCAAUAGGCUACGAAUACCUCCCCAACCCAAUUUGAAGAUCAUCCUCCUUGUUAUAUUAUGAUAUCUCCUCUCAUAAACUGGAUUAGAGCAUAAACUAUGGACCUUAUACUAUCGUGGUUAACACUUCCAGAAUACUUAAAACUUGAUCCGCUUGAUCAGGCUUUCACUGCGCAAAGAAUCUUGCUUAAUUUAUGUUUUAAGCGAUUUGCUCGACCUCGGUUUUUUUCAGAGAGCACAACCAUCCCUAUAACCACCGUCAUCAUUACUAGUCUAAUCAUUAUAAUCAUCGCAUUUCUACUUGCUUUACAGGAUUUUGCAUACGAUACCGCUGUCGGCCUUCUAUUUCUUCGUACCUGGGAGGAUAUUUUUUUGAUAUUAGGGAGGAGCAUUUUUUGGUACAUGGGUGGCAGGUUUUUCGUAUGGGGG
Messenger RNA from Zychaea mexicana, 1881 nucleotides. RefSeq names its product CAIB/BAIF family protein. NCBI's taxonomy places the organism in Eukaryota, Fungi, Mucoromycota, Mucoromycetes, Mucorales, Lichtheimiaceae. The transcript is spliced from 12 exons. The record is from RefSeq and is a predicted model, not a curated record. Bases 163 to 1461 code for a protein of 432 amino acids. Gene Ontology annotation, molecular function: catalytic activity.